This is a messenger RNA of Penicillium manginii, 2259 nucleotides long. Its product is annotated as Zn(II)2Cys6 transcription factor. Gene Ontology annotation, biological process: positive regulation of transcription by RNA polymerase II. Lineage: Eukaryota; Fungi; Ascomycota; Eurotiomycetes; Eurotiales; Aspergillaceae. Gene Ontology annotation, cellular component: nucleus. The record is from RefSeq and is a predicted model, not a curated record. The coding region runs from base 1 to 2259 and encodes 752 amino acids. The transcript is spliced from 2 exons. Gene Ontology annotation, molecular function: transcription cis-regulatory region binding; zinc ion binding; DNA-binding transcription factor activity, RNA polymerase II-specific.
AUGAAGAACGAGCGAAAUACGAAAACAAAACCCCUCAAUCGCCGGGCGCAUGCUCUUGGGGCAUGCAAAACAUGCCGGAAACGACACGUCAGAUGCGACCAAACGCGACCAAUUUGCAAAGCCUGCAUUGGUGCAGGCCUCGGUUGCGAAGGACUCGUGUCGGAAAUCCAUUGGGUUGGCACAUCAUCUACGGAUGCAGAUGGAACAACAUUUGGAUCAAGUUCAGGCCCGAAUGUUCGCCGGCAUCUAUAUACAGAAAAGGAAAGAGAGACAAUGAGCUCCGCCCUUGUGGAUCAACUCUCGUCGUUCCCCGUCGACCACUGUCUAAUGGAAAUCGAUAAUACCUCCCGAGACCUUGACGACCAAACCAAUCGGGGAAUUUCGAUCGGACCUUUUGGCGUCCUGAACCUGACAAAGCAUAUUGCGGCACCCGAUCAAGAAACACGCAAAGAGUUUCAUGAAGCAGCAGGUUUAGAGCUCGAAAACACAAAGAGCGUGUCUGAUCUCACUGAUGUUCCUUUCCCGGGGUUAUCAACUGCCGAGGAAAUGCUCGGAAACUUAGACACAUACCUUCAAUGGGCCGAUAUUUUCAAUCUAGAUCCUCCACCGGUUGGCUGGACGCUCACGUCGCCCAUAUCGGGAUUUGAAGAACACGGCACAAUUGUCACUCCACAAAGCAGCACAGACCUUCCUCUUCUUGAACCUCAGCUUGAUGGCCUCGACACAGAAUUGACACAGAAUGACUUGGAAGGUCUGGAUAUACUCGGGGAGGGACCACUUCUCUUGAGGCAUUUUAAUGAAAAUGUCGUUACCCGAAUAAUCUGGCUCCCUAUGACUCAAAAGUCACCAUGGCAUAUUCUUAACAUCCCUCACGCCAUGGUCACGCUAGACCAAAUCACUUAUAUGGGGCAUGCCACUAUAAAACAUGCCAGCCUAGCAAAUUUGUACGGUAUACUUGCAUGCGCAGCCUUCCACCUGUCUGCGAACCCCAACCUCAUUCCAGAUAGGCCUGACCAAUACUGGACCCGAUUAUCAGCAGCCGCCUAUGAAGAAGGAAAGGCUCAUGUAAAUAACUCACUCGAACUUGAGCUCGAGGGUUCCCAAAAGGCAAAAUAUAAAGAGCAACUCAUGGCAAUGAUAAGUUUGACCACAUUUACGGUAAGUGUUCCGACCAAUCCUAGUUUUGUAACAUCAACUGACAUUCCACGUAAGAUAAUUUCAAACCAUCAGAGAGAAUGCAGAUGUCAUAUGGUUAAUAUGGAAUACUUAAUUCGAUUGCGGGGCCUUGUGAAGCCUCGCGUCUCACGUCGAGCGAGACUCCUACACUAUAUGUAUACCUGGAUCCGCAUCUUGACUGAGAGUACUCUAGUAUUGCACCAAGAGAUCGCCCACACAGCACCUAUUAAAGCUCUUUGGUCUCGUCGUUUAGACAUGGAAGAGCUGACCAGACUGAAUCAACGACGGGCUGCUGUGCCGAAAUUUGAGCAGAACCGGGGCGUCGAUGACUUCCUUCGCGUUUGUGAAACAGAAUCAGAUAAUGAUCUCAACAUUGACGAUCCAAAGGAUGAUCAAGCAGGUCUUGGUGACAUCCACCUUGUGGAUUCACGAAAUCAUCCAGAAGAACUGCAUACUAUGGUAAACGGAGUGUCCGAGACAUGGCUAGGCCUCCUAUCGCAGACCACUCGCCUAGCGAACGUGUUGGACCAAAUUAAUUCUGGAAGCUGUAUAGUGUCUCCAAAGCGUCAAAUCGCGCUGCAAAGACGAUCUCUGUGUCUUGAAAACAUGAUUUGCGUUUUCACUCAGCGAGAACUGCCACCUUCGGGCGGGGACCCGAAAGCUCACAUGUUGAGGGCUCUAAAUUACGCGCUAGUGAUUUUCUUUUAUAGGAGAGUGCGGACAGUCAAUCCUUGCAUUCUUCAAGGCUACGUGAAGAGCAUCGUUUCUGAGUUGAGGAGCUGGGAUACUGAAUUAGAAAAACAAUCCUUGUUUGGGCCCGGUACUGCAUGGCCUGCAUUUGUGGCGGGUUGUGAGGCAAUCUCUAGCGAGGACCGCCACGCCAUUCUGUUUUGGCUCAGAAAAGCAAAUAAUCAAAGUGGCUUUUCGUCAUAUUCGUCCGCAGCGGGGAUCAUGGAGGAGGUGUGGAAAAUCAGAGAUAGCUACUGUGGAACUGGGAACUCACCGGGGUCGCAGCCAUCACCUGCUGCAUUUAGUUGGACAGAUUACUCGAAGCAAAAUCUCCAAUGGCUAUUGCUAUUUUGA